Mesocestoides corti is the source of this 1908-nucleotide messenger RNA. The record is from the annotation of a GenBank genome assembly. NCBI's taxonomy places the organism in Eukaryota, Metazoa, Platyhelminthes, Cestoda, Cyclophyllidea, Mesocestoididae.
GCCAUGUCUUGUGUGCACGUGGAAAGUUUUCUUGCAACAAGAACGAAUUCAGCGGCCUUAGAAGCAAUUCUGCAUUAUGUGGUAUUUCCUACUUCUGAAAAGGCGAUAAAAUACAAGGCCUCUUUGUCGUGUUCCUUCUGUUAUGACUGUCCACUUAGUUCGCACAGGACUGUGCCUACUGCUUUGCUGGCAUGUGCACACUGCAUUCAUUUUUCCUGUUGGACCAAUUUGCAUAUUGAACGUCAUGUUACAUCCAACCCAGAUCACCACAUCUCCGUAUGCCUUGAACAAGGUGAGCUUUAUUGCUCAAUCUGCAGGGACUUCGUUUAUAGUGAGCGCACUGAGUCAGCGUACCAGCACGCUAUCGGCCUGUAUAUGGAUAAAUUUGGCCGCUCCGAGCGUCCCUGGCGUCCAUCAUAUAAGGAACUUGAAUUUGUUCCGCAUUUACAACCCGUUAGUUUACCCGCGUCUGCUCCACGUUUGCGGCGAACUAGAGGCCUCGUGAAUAUGGGCAACACUUGCUUUCUCAAUGUUGUUGUACAGGCACUUACACACACCCCUGUUUUGCGUGAUUUUUUACUCUCUGACCUACAUCGAUGUGAUAAUCCAACGCGUUCCCGAAAUUGCUUGGCUUGUGAAAUGAUCCGAAUUACACAAGAGAUAUAUCGACCUGUGUUGAGUCCCUACGUCCCGAGUAACCUCCUUCACUCCAUCUGGCUCCAUGCUAGUCAUCUCGCAGGAUAUGAACAACGGGACGCACACGAAUUCCUAAUCACUCUUCUCACUCUCAUCCAUUCCCAUUUGGUCGGAGAACAGAUACCUAGAGAAGAUGAUGUGGAAGAAUCUUCACAGCACCGUCGUCGUUCCUCGAUGAAACGUCGGUGGUGUGACAAUGAUAAGGCGUUGCUAUCUGGUAAUGGAGGUAGCAGAAGUGCUUCCCCUGCCUCUACGUCUUCUCAGCAUGAUAAAAAAUGCAAAUUCUCACCCUCUUCGGCCGCUUCAAGCACUACUGGUGAGAUGGAUGAGCGUAGUGCACCCCCCUCCCCCGCCUCUACCUCCUCUGGUCGGACUGAAAUAAUCAAUAAUGGUGCCGGUAGAGACACUUCGGGGUCCACCACCGCAGCCACAGAUGCAAACUGCGAUUGUAUCGUGCAUCAGGUUUGUGCCUCUAUCGUUCAGCCCCAAUUUCGCAUGCAGUUCAUUUCGAGGGCACCUUAUCUUUCAUCCAUUCAACUCGCCAUUACUUCCACCAUGAGCAUGAUGGAAAUUGGUAAGGUUAUUGUUUGGGUGCUGGCGUUGAUGGGGGCUGAACUACAGGUGUUCUUCGGUGACCUCGAGUCAGUCAUCUCGUACCAGGGCUGCGACCACCGGUCGUCGACAGUUGACCCCUUUCUUGACCUUUCUCUGGACGUCGCUCAGAGGGGCUCCACGUCCCUGGCUGCUUGCCUUUCCUCCUACUUCCGCCCCGAGGCGAUCGACGGUCUGCUGUUCUGCUCCCAGUGCAAGGUUGGCCGUCCAGCAGUCAAACAGUUUUCCCUCCUCCACCUUCCCAACGUGCUUUGCUUCUACCUGAAGCGGUGUCACCACGAUACGAAGAUCAACACUUCAAUCAGCUUUCCUGUGGAAUUGGACCUAACGCCUUUUGUUGCUCAACUUUCCGGUAGUCAUUCGUCUUGGCAUGACAGGUAUUCUCUUUACGCCGUGCUCAACCACAGUGGUCAGACUAACUCGGGCCACUACACUGCCUACAUCCGGUCGGGGCCGGGAUGCUGGUGUCUCUGUGAUGACCAAAAAAUUGUGCCCGUGACGCUAGACCACGUCCUGACAACCGAUGCGUACGUUUUGCUUUACCACAAGAACCUCUUGGCUUUCCGCUCCGCCUCACCACCGCCCUCCUCCGCGUCCUGA